AUGUCGGCACGAAUCGCCAGGCUUCUCUCUUGCAGCCACCAGGAGUGUGCCCUGCACUCCUUGCGGGAGAUGGCGCUGGCCUGUGAGGAGGAGCCCCAGCAGUUCUUGGAUGCCAUUGAGGCAGCAGCCUUCGCGAUGGAUGUCAAGACUGCCAGCCGCAGUUACCGACAGAGUUUCACUGAGAACUAUCGCGUGCUCUUUCAGCAGUCUGCACGUCUCUAUCGACUUGAGUUCUGGCGAGCCUGCCUAAAUGACUUCGAGUCCAUCGCAGUCAAUGGUGAGGUCCACAGCUUCUCUGCAGCAACUCGAGGGAAAGCCAGGCAACUCCGUGCCAGCCGCGAGGAAUUGACGAAUGCGUUGAGAGAGUGGCACACAGCUGCAACAGCUAGCCGACUUGCAGGAUGGAAGCGAUGGUUCCCGGUCACAAGCCACGGCAUCUUCAGGCGCGUGGCGGAAUCUCUUCGCGAGUUCGAUCGAUCGUGGGUGAAUUUCGAAGUGAGCUAUGUGGCAGAGCUCAUUGCCAUCGAAGCUCAUGCCAGGAAGCCGGUGGAGCUUGCGAUCGCUCUGGAGCUGCAGCUCUCCAGCCUUGAGGGUGCAAAGCGGAUUCUGCGAAGGAGCCACAGCUCUGAAAGGUCGGAUGCCACAGAUCGCAGGAGGCGACGGCCUUCGCUCUCUUCAGAUGAAAGCCUCCAGAGCCGGUGCCGGGUUCGGUGCUCCGAAGAGUCGCGGCGCCCUCCACUGUCACCACAGUCCGCCACACCCAAGUCAGAGAAAGGUGACAUCUACGAGUUUGCCAAGACCGCCUGCAGCAAGAGUUCUUCGAAGGAGAGCCACCGCGUGCUGCGGCGGCUUGCAGAGCAGGUGGCAGUGCUCAAUGCACGCGCAAACACCCAAGGCAAAGGAAGGGGCGAUCUGACCAUGGAGGUCCUCGUGACGGCCGCCGAUCUCUUCCUCGGCGGCGAGGCGUGCGGCUCGGCAGAAGCAGCCGCGCGCCACUUCUUGGCAGCCAAGGUCUUGGACGGUUUCAUGGGCCUCCGGAGCUACUUCGCUUCCAUAGGCAAUGAUGUCAUGGAGGUGGACCCCCAGCUGAGCAAGAAUCCACGCCUCGUCAAAGCGUUGGUAGUCUGGGAGGAGGCCUGGGAACUCGGCGAGCGGAUCUUGCUGUGCCCAGAAAUGCUCCAGGCACUUUGUGGUACUGCUGGGCUUUGCGCUGAGGCCUUGCAGGUCAAUCCGGAGCUCCGUUCGCACGUGAUAGACCAGGAUGCAGAGCUCUUCAUGAUUCUCCCCAGGCUGGUAAUUUUAAGCGACUUUGGUGGUCCUGGAGACUGCCAGGUGCUCCGCUUCUAUUUGCCCCAGCACUUUACAGACGAGCUUGCCAACGAUCUCCAGGCGUUGAAGGAGGAGUUUGAUGGUAUCCGUGCAUGCUCUCCUGAGAAUUCGUUGAGUCGGACAGCUUUGGUGCGCCACGCUGUCCUUGGCUUUGGCCCGGCGGCCGAGUUCGAUGGCUUCUUGCGACGCCUCGAGCGCUUCAGCAUGGAGCUUCAGCGCAACCGGCCGUCAGAUUGGAAUCAAUGCUGCCUAGUGCUUCUGCAGUGCAUUGAAGCGGUGAUGCUGUGA
Symbiodinium natans is the source of this 1617-nucleotide messenger RNA. Lineage: Eukaryota; Dinophyceae; Suessiales; Symbiodiniaceae. The record is from the annotation of a GenBank genome assembly.